Messenger RNA from Aureobasidium subglaciale EXF-2481, 1909 nucleotides. RefSeq lists its product as uncharacterized. Gene Ontology annotation, molecular function: transmembrane transporter activity. NCBI's taxonomy places the organism in Eukaryota, Fungi, Ascomycota, Dothideomycetes, Dothideales, Saccotheciaceae. The coding region runs from base 275 to 1825 and encodes 516 amino acids. The transcript has 3 exons. Gene Ontology annotation, biological process: transmembrane transport. The record is from RefSeq and is a predicted model, not a curated record.
CUCGCGUGCACAAUCUCGUCAAUCCUUCCCACUCAUCAGCUCAACGUUGCAUUCGUAAGCCUGUGACUGCCUUGACAGCCGUGCGCGGCUCAGAUUCCAGUACACAUAUAAAUUGUCGCAGUACUCCUGCAUCAUUGGACACGAUAACAUCCUGCAUGAUUGUCGAACAUUGACUCUGUCAACAUCCAUCCAUAGAACAUCAUACCUGGAGCACUCUGCUAAGAUUGUUACACUUUGGUCAUACACUCGCCUUCUUGAGUGCAGCAUCUCAGUCAUGUCUGGCAUAGACAAAGCGUCGAAUCUGGUGGUGUCAGCCAUCAAUACCAUACACCCACCGCCACACGCAAACCCUCAUGCUUCCGAAACCACGCCUCUACUGGCAGCGUCCUCAGAAAAUCCCAUCACCCAAGCCGAUUCGGAAACACUAGAAAUCAACAAGAUCAAUGGCGCAAACACUGUCGAAGAUGACCCAAAUGAUGAAGAUGAAGAUAAGCCAUUUCCUGUUGGUCAAAUUAUUCUUCUGUGCUAUGGACGACUUGUGGAGCCGAUUGCGUUUUUCUCCAUCUUUCCCUUUAUUAAUCAGAUGAUUUUUGAGGUUGGAGGUGUCAAGGAGGAAGAUGUUGGCUUUUACAGUGGAUUGAUUGAGUCGCUUUUCUCCCUCACGCAGAUGAUAUUCAUGAUCUCUUGGGGUCGUGCAGCAGAUCGAUAUGGUCGCAAGCCUGUUCUCGUGUACUCUAUCAUCGGUGUCUCUAUCAUGACCGUCUUGUUUGGCUUCAGUAGAACUAUCUGGCAGAUGGUCUUGUUCCGCUGCAUGGCCGGAGUCUUCUCUGGCACGAUUGUCACUGUCAGGACUAUGCUCUCGGAGAAUUCCACCUACAAGACACAGGCGAAGGCAUUCAGUUGGUUUGCAUUUGCCGGCAAUAUCGGCAUCUUCCUUGGACCUGUCAUUGGUGGUGCUCUAGCUACUCCCGCGACCCAGUAUCCUCGUGUAUUUGGAGGCGUCUGGUUCUUCGAGGAGUUCCCCUAUGCACUUCCCUUGAUCGUUGCCAGCUUCUUCGGGUUCAGUGCCGCUCUGAUCUCGGCCAUCUAUCUCAAUGAGACUCUGGAAUCCGCGAAAGACAAUAGUGGAAAGCCUACGGAGCCACCCAUGUCGACUUUGGAGUUGAUGAAACAGCCCGGUGUUGGAUUCACUCUCUUCCUUUGGUGUUUCGUCUCACUUCAGGGGCUUGCAAACACUGCCGUCCUUCCUGUCUUCUGGUACACGAGUGUCCCUCUUGGUGGCUAUGGCUUCUCUCCACUUCAAAUCUCACUCUUCCUCGGACUCGCUGGCAUCUCUCAAGCCUUCUGGUUGCUAUUUAUCUUCCCGCCGAUGCAACGCCGUUUCAACACUGGCGGUGUGUUGAGAUACUGCGGAUUCAUUUUCCCCAUCGGCUGUGUCAGCAACCCACUCUUGCAAUACGCACGUAGACAAGGAGUCAAGACGGCCUUCUAUGUCAUACUGCCCAUCAUUAUGUUCAUCGGCAGCAGUGCUAGUAUGGCAUUUACUUGUGUCCAGCUAUGCGUCAACAACGUUUCGCCUUCUCCCGCUGUGUUGGGCACGAUGAACGCUGUCGCUUUAAGUAUGGUUGCUGGUAUCCGCGCGGUAGCCCCAGGAUUGUUCGCCAGUCUGUACGCUACUAGCGUCAAGACGCAGAUUUUCCAUGGAUAUCUGGUGUGGGUGGUUAUGUUUACCAUGACUUUGAUAUUGUUUGUGACAAUUAGAUAUCUGCCUGCGGAGGCUGUUGGAAGGAUCGAAAAGCAUGGAGACGACGAGGAAAACGCUUAGAGCUUGGUAUAUAGAUGUACACAGUAGACUGGAGUUACGGAUGUCUUAGCAUAGUCUGUCAAAUGAUAUGAAAAGUACCUUACG